Messenger RNA from Eucalyptus grandis, 1088 nucleotides. RefSeq names its product 2-alkenal reductase (NADP(+)-dependent). NCBI's taxonomy places the organism in Eukaryota, Viridiplantae, Streptophyta, Magnoliopsida, Myrtales, Myrtaceae. The record is from RefSeq and is a predicted model, not a curated record. Gene Ontology annotation, biological process: response to oxidative stress. Gene Ontology annotation, molecular function: 2-alkenal reductase [NAD(P)H] activity.
AUGGAGGGGAACCGUAUAGCUUCGUGUGAAGAGAUCAUGAGGAACAAGCAGGUGAUACUGAGGGAGCAUGUGCGAGGUUUCCCGAGGGAUGUGGACAUGGAAGUGAGGGGAAAAGUAGAUGGUUCGGUGAAGUUGAAGGUGGAAGAUGGUUCGUCCGGCGCCAUGUGGGUGAAGAACUUGUACCUCUCUUGCGAACCCAAAACCCGACUCCUCAUGGACACCAUUCGCCCUGGUUCGCCGAUCACUGGAUUUGGAGUGGCCAGAGUCGUGGACUCCGCGAAUCCAAAGUUCAAGAAAGGCGACCUGGUUUUGGGGAUCACCGGAUGGGAGGAGUACAGUUUAAUUGCUUCGUCGGAGACUUUCUUCAAGAUCGAGCACACCGACGUUCCUCUCUCCUACUAUAACGGCAUUCUCGGCAUGCCGGGUUUGUCUGCUUAUGUCGGCUUCUUCGAGCUGUGCUCUCCUAAGAAAGGAGAGUCCGUUUACAUAUCAACAGCUGCAGGAGGAGUCGGCCAGCUCGUCGGGCAGUUUGCAAAAUUGCUCGGUUGCUACGUGGUAGGCAGUGCCGGGAGCCAAGAGAAGGUUGAGCUGCUCAAGAACAAAUUUGGAUUCGACGAAGCUUUCAACUACAAGGAAGAAGCUGACCUCGAUGUAGCACUGAAAAGAUAUUUCCCCGAGGGGAUUGAUAUCUACUUCGAAAAUGGGGGAAAGAUGCUGGAUGCAGUGCUGCUCAACAUGAAGAGCCACGGCCGGAUUGCCGCAUGUGGGAUGAGCUCACAGUACAACCUCGAGCAGCCCGAGGGCACACACAACCUGAUGAAUCUCAUCCUGAAACAGGUCCGGAUGGAAGGCUUCCUGGUGUCCAGCUACUACCAUCUCUACCCGAAGUUCCUCGAGACGGUCUUGCCCCACAUCAAACAAGGGAAGAUCACGUAUGUGGAGGACAUCGUCGAGGGGCUUGAGAACGCCCCCGCGGCUCUGGUUGGGUUGUUUUCCGGUCACAAUGUCGGUAAACGGGUGAUUGUGGUUUCUCGAGAAUGAGUCGCUUCCGCAUUCUCUUGUGCUUUUUUGAAGGAUCUAUUUCCCGU